Acanthosepion pharaonis is the source of this 1482-nucleotide messenger RNA. NCBI's taxonomy places the organism in Eukaryota, Metazoa, Mollusca, Cephalopoda, Sepiida, Sepiidae. The record is from the annotation of a GenBank genome assembly.
AUGGCUAACUUUAUAAUUCAUUUUUUCUUUAUUCUUGUUGCAAGUCUUUUCUCUCUCUCUCUCUUUUUAUCGGGACUCUUCUUUCUUUCUUUCUUUCUUUCUUUCUUUCUUUCUUUUUUCUUUCUUUUUUUUUUUGCCUACCUUUGUUCUUUCAUUCUUUAUUUCUUUCUUUCCCUAGCUCUGUUCUUUCUUUCUUUCUUUCUUUCUUUCUUUCUUUCUUUCUUUUUUCUUUGUUCUUUCAUUCUUUCUUUCUUUCUUUGCCUACCUUCUUUCUUUCUUUCUUUCUUUCUUUCUUUCUUUCUUUCUUUCUUUCUUUCUUUCUUUCUUUCUUUCUUUCCCUACCUCUGUUCUUUCUUUCUUUCUUUCUUUCUUUCUUUCUUUCUUUCUUUCUUUCUAAUCUCAUUCUUUCUUUCUGUUGAAAAUGACACCAUUAUGGCCAAAGAUCCUUCCUUCCUUCCCUUCCCUUCCUUCUUUCCUUUCGUUCGUUCGUUCGUUCGUUCCUUCCUUCCUUCGUUCUUGCUUUCAUUCCUUCCUUCCUUCCUUCUUGCUUUCCUUCCUUCCUUCCUUCCUUCCUUCUUGCUUUCCUUCCUUCCUUCCUUCCUUCCUUCCUUCUUGCUUUCCUUCUUUCCUUCCUUGCUUCCUUGCUUCCUUCCUUCCUUCUUUUCUUUCCUUCCCUUCAUUCCUUCCUGCUUUCCUUCCUUCCUUCCUUCCUUCCUUCUUGCUUUCCUUCCUUCCUUCCUUCCUUCCUUCCUUCCUUCCUUCUUUCCUUCCUUCCUUCCUUCCUUCUUGCUUUCCUUCCUUCCUUCCUUCCUUCCUUCCUUCCUUCCUUCUUGCUUUCCUUCUUUCCUUCCUUGCUUCCUUCCUUCCUUCCUUACUUCCUUCUUGCUUUCCUUCUUUCCUUCUUCCUUCCUUCCUUCCUUCCUUCCUUCUUGCUUUCCUUCCUUCCUUCCUUCCUUCCGUCUUGCUUUCCUUCUUUCCUUCCUUCCUUCCUUCUUGCUUUCCUUCCUUCCUUCCUUCCUUCCUUCCUUCUUGCUUUCCUUCUUUCUUUCCUUGCUUCCUGCUUUCCUUCUUUCCUUCCUUCCUUCUUGCUUUCCUUCUUUCCUUCCUUGCUUCCUUCCUUCCUUCCUUCUUGCUUUCCUUCUUUCCUUCCUUCCUUCCUUCCUUCCUUUCCUUCCUUCCUUCCUUCCUUCUUGCUUUUCUUCUUUCCUUCCUUCCUUCUUGCUUUCCUUCCUUCCUUCUUUCCUUCCUUCCUUCUUGCUUUCCUUCCUUCCUUCCUUCUUGCUUUCCUUCCUUCCUUCCUUCCUUCUUGUUUUCUUUCUUUCCUUCCUUGCUUCCUUCCUUUUCCCCCGCUCUCGUCCUUUCUUCGUUAUAUUUUCUUUUUCUGAUGUUUUGAUACAUUUUUUCUUUCUUUUUUUCUUCCUCUUUCCCUCGUUCCUUUUUUUCUUCCUUCCUUUUUAUGUUUCAUUUUCUUCUUUCUCAUAG